CGCUUCAGCGGGGGCGGGACUUCCGGUUACUCGUAUAAACCAACUGCGGCCUCUCCUCCAUGCGGUUUUGAUCUUUAGUAAACGCGCAACUAACACAUACAAGACAGAGACAAUGGCAGAGAAUGAUGUUGAUAACGAGCUGCUCGACUACGAAGAAGAUGAGGAGCCUCAAGGAGCGCCCGAGAGCGCGGUCCCCGCAGGCAAGAAGGAGGUCAAGGGUUCCUACGUUUCCAUCCACAGCUCUGGCUUCAGAGACUUUCUGCUCAAACCAGAGCUGCUCCGCGCAAUCAUCGAUUGUGGUUUUGAGCAUCCGUCUGAAGUCCAGCAUGAAUGCAUCCCACAGGCUAUCUUGGGCAUGGACAUCCUGUGCCAAGCCAAGUCUGGUAUGGGAAAGACGGCAGUGUUUGUGCUGGCCACACUGCAGCAGAUUGAACCCGUUGAUGGACAGGUGUCUGUGUUGGUCAUGUGCCACACGAGAGAGCUGGCCUUCCAAAUCAGUAAAGAGUACGAGCGUUUCUCCAAGUACAUGUCCUCGGUGAAGGCAGCCGUGUUCUUUGGGGGCAUGGUCAUCAGGAAGGACGAGGAAGUCCUGAAGAAGAACUGUCCCCAUAUCGUGGUCGGAACCCCCGGCCGCAUCCUCGCUCUCAUCCGCAACAAGACGCUCAAUCUGAAGAACGUCAAGCACUUCGUCCUGGAUGAGUGCGACAAAAUGUUGGAGCAGCUAGACAUGAGGCGUGAUGUACAGGAGAUUUUCAAGAUCACACCCCAUGAGAAGCAGGUCAUGAUGUUCAGCGCCACGCUGAGCAAAGAGAUCCGACCAGUCUGCCGCAAAUUCAUGCAGGAUCCCAUGGAAGUAUUUGUGGACGACGAGACCAAACUGACACUCCACGGCCUGCAGCAGUACUACUGCAAGCUGAAGGACAGCGAGAAGAACCGCAAGCUCUUUGACCUGCUCGACGUGUUGGAGUUCAACCAGGUGGUGAUCUUUGUCAAGUCAGUGCAGCGCUGCAUUGCUCUGGCCCAGCUUCUGGUGGAACAAAAUUUCCCUGCCAUUGCCAUCCACAGGGGAAUGGCUCAGGAGGAGAGGCUGUCUCGCUAUCAGCAAUUUAAGGACUUCCAAAGGCGGAUCCUGGUGGCCACUAACCUCUUUGGCCGAGGGAUGGACAUUGAGCGGGUCAAUAUCGUCUUCAACUACGACAUGCCAGAAGAUUCUGACACCUAUUUGCACAGGGUUGCCCGUGCUGGCAGGUUUGGAACCAAAGGCCUGGCUAUAACCUUUGUGUCAGACGAGACCGACGCCAAGACUCUGAACGAUGUUCAGGACCGUUUUGAAGUCAACGUGGCCGAGCUGCCAGACGAGAUCGACAUCUCCUCUUACAUCGAGCAGUCCAGAUGAGUCCUCCAGCAAAGAAGAAGUCUCCUCUUCAUGGAUCUUGUGUCUUGUAUUUGGAAGUAGACGUAUUUCACUGCUGAUUUCAAAGCUCUGCUCGUUCCCUACGUUCACCCAACAUUUAUUUUUUAAUUGUCUGGUUUUUUUUGGGGGGGACAGGGGGGUAUGGUUGUUUUUAAUUUGUCUUUUACUGUUUUUUUCUUUGCUCAAUGAAAUUAAAACUUUUUAUAAAAUGCCAUUUUUACUGUCGUGGUCUCUUGUGAGGCUGUUCUAGUCUCUGCCCCAAUUUUAUCCAUUUAAAUCUCAAGCAGAGCUUCAGGGAAACGUUUAGGAAAGUAGUUCUGAGGAACAUGUAAGAGUGAAUUUUAGCCCCUUUUUUAUGUUCAAACUAUUUUGUCUAGAACAUUUGUGUGUGUUUUUUUUUUUUUUUUUUUUUUUGUUUCCCCCACUGCAACAUUGGUCUUUUUAAGAAGUCAUGUAAGUGACAUUUGAGUAGAUUUUGGCUCACAUGGCAGCUCUUUUCUUUGACUUUCCAAUUGAAUGCCUCAAAUAAAAGAAGUCACCAAGUGGAGUCCUGGUGGUGAAUUGUAAUUAGAAGUGUCAUCGGUACGGAGCCCUUUAAGGGACAUGGGGGAUUUUAGUUUUUCUCAUACGCACAAGAUAGUUCACCUAUCUCGUGCUCUCAAAAAAAAUCGUAAGUACCAAUUUGAAUUAUAAUCCUCUUCCUAAAUAAUCAAUGAAGGAGUACCAGAUAUUGUCAAACUUAAAGAUAAGGCAACUGUUAACAGAUUUAAUGUUGGGAAUCUGAAAUCUUAACUUUAGCCUCAUAAUGUUAGCACUUAGCAGUACCUCAUUAGCAUCAUUUUGCUAGCCUUUGAUUGGUUUCUUGUGCGCACCACAAAAAAAGCUCCCCAUGUCCCUGGGGUCUACAUAACUUAGCACACCGUGAAAUGGAAGUAACUGAUGCUUGUAUCUGUAUUUUGAGUAAAAUAUUUUACCCAACUACAUCACAAAAUA
Molecule: messenger RNA, 2407 nt
Organism: Perca flavescens (yellow perch)
Lineage: Eukaryota; Metazoa; Chordata; Actinopteri; Perciformes; Percidae
Gene: ddx39ab
Product: DEAD (Asp-Glu-Ala-Asp) box polypeptide 39Ab
Exons: 10
Coding region: 113-1396 (427 amino acids)
Molecular function (GO): nucleic acid binding; RNA helicase activity; ATP binding
Source: RefSeq, a predicted model, not a curated record